This is a messenger RNA of Apus apus (common swift), 1763 nucleotides long. RefSeq names its product beclin 1 (gene BECN1). The transcript is spliced from 10 exons. Lineage: Eukaryota; Metazoa; Chordata; Aves; Apodiformes; Apodidae. Bases 29 to 1534 code for a protein of 501 amino acids. The record is from RefSeq and is a predicted model, not a curated record. Gene Ontology annotation, biological process: autophagy; cellular response to nitrogen starvation; late endosome to vacuole transport. Gene Ontology annotation, cellular component: phosphatidylinositol 3-kinase complex, class III, type II; phagophore assembly site; phosphatidylinositol 3-kinase complex, class III, type I.
CGCCGGGGCCCGGCCGCUCGGACGGGAAAUGGCGGCGCCGCCGCGGCCCUGCCAGGACCCGGCCCGGCGCGCGUCACUUCCGCCGCGCGGCGAUGGCGGGGCGGGCGCGCGGCUGAGCGGCGCGAUGGAGGGCGGGCGGGCCCCCCCCUGCACCGCGCAGGUCAGCUUCGUCUGCCAGCGCUGCAGCCAGCCCCUCAAGCUCGACACCUCCUUCAAGAUCCUCGACCGCCUCACCAUCCAGGAGCUCACCGCCCCGCUGCUGACCACCGCCCCGGCCCGGCCCGCGGACGCGCAGGAGGAGGAGAGCGCCCUGACCGAGGUACGGCGGGGAGGGGGCGGCGGGACCCCCGGGCCUCCGGUGACCGUGUCCCCUCGCCCGCAGGAGACCUUCGCGGAGAACCGGCAGGAUGGCGUGUCCCGGAGGUUCAUCCCGCCAGCCAGGAUGAUGUCCACAGAAAGCGCCAACAGCUUCACGCUGAUCGGGGAGGCGUCAGAUGGCGGCACCAUGGAAAACCUCAGCCGGAGGCUGAAGGUCACUGGGGACCUCUUUGACAUCAUGUCUGGGCAGACCGACGUGGAUCACCCCCUGUGUGAGGAGUGCACGGACACGCUGCUCGACCAGCUGGACACACAGCUCAACAUCACUGAGAACGAGUGCCAGAACUACAAGAGAUGUCUGGAGAUCCUGGAACAAAUGAAUGAGGAUGAUAAGGAGAAACUGCAGACAGAACUGAAAGAACUUGCCCUGGAGGAAGAGCAGCUGAUUCAGGAGCUGGAGGAUGUCGAGAAGAACCGCAAGGUUGUGGCCGAGGACUUUGAGAGAGUCCGGGCAGAGGCAGAGCGGCUGGAGCAGGAGGAGGCUCAGUACCAGAAAGAAUACUGUGAGUUCAAGAGGCAGCAGCUGGAGCUGGAUGAUGAGCUGAAAAGUGUGGAAAACCAAAUGCGCUACGCCCAGAUGCAGCUGGAUAAACUGAAGAAAACCAACGUCUUCAACGCCACCUUCCACAUCUGGCACAGUGGUCAGUUUGGCACAAUAAAUAACUUCAGGCUUGGCCGUCUCCCCAGCGUUCCCGUGGAGUGGAACGAGAUCAACGCUGCCUGGGGGCAGACGGUGCUGCUGCUCCAUGCCCUCGCCAACAAAAUGGGGCUCAAGUUCCAAAGAUACCGGCUGGUACCCUAUGGCAACCACUCGUACCUGGAGUCGCUGACGGACAAAUCCAAGGAGCUCCCCCUGUAUUGCUCAGGAGGCCUGAGAUUCUUCUGGGACAAUAAGUUUGAUCAUGCAAUGGUGGCUUUUCUGGACUGCGUGCAGCAGUUCAAGGAGGAAGUGGAGAAAGGUGAAACCCGGUUCUGUUUGCCUUACAGGAUGGAUGUGGAGAAAGGAAAGAUUGAAGACACCGGUGGCAGCGGUGGCUCCUACUCGAUUAAAACACAGUUUAACUCGGAGGAGCAAUGGACAAAAGCACUAAAAUUCAUGUUAACUAACCUGAAGUGGGGUCUCGCCUGGGUCUCGUCCCAGUUCUACAACAAGUAACCGUGUGGAGAACUCAUCCUGGCAGCUGUGGAGUGUCUGCACCGCAUCAGAGAAAGUCAGAUCAAGACGUCUCUUAAUAUUAACCAGUACAAAAUGUUUACAAUACCAAAAAUCCACAAGACACUUUAUUUAAAAUACCAUUAUUACAAGUAGUCUAUAGAAAAGCAAUAUGUAAAGUUAUAUCAUGGACCUGAACAGAAAAAUAAAAAAAAUCAGGUGUUAAAUAGAA